AUGAGUCGAGCCUGGUUGUGUCUACUGCUGAUCUGCCUGGCUUUGGGCUGCCAGCUGAAGCAGGCUGUAGGUCAGGUUCAGUCAGAAUCCCAGGAUCAAGGAUCACCGCAAUCGGAGGCCAAUCCCCUGCUGAAACAAUCCCAGAACACCUUCAUCCAAUGGGUUCUCUCACUGCUGCCACAACGCCCAGGGAGCUCCGAUUCGGAGAAUGCCACCCUGGCCACUUUGAGCAGUAGUUCCACGAUGCCGGAGGUUGCAUCCACCACCUCAACCACCACCCCGGCUCCCUCGUCCAGCACCACCACGACCAGGAAGGCCACCACCCCGGCUCCACCCACUCUGAGUCCUCCGAGAAACUGCAGCGACUGCGUCUGCGGAAUAGCCAACAUACAGAAGAGGAUUGUGGGUGGUCAGGAGACGGAGGUGCACCAGUAUCCCUGGGUAGCCAUGUUGCUAUAUGGCGGAAGGUUCUAUUGUGCCGCCUCCCUGCUAAAUGAUCAGUUCCUCCUAACUGCCUCACAUUGCGUCUAUGGAUUCCGGAAGGAGAGAAUCUCGGUGAGACUGCUCGAACAUGACCGCAAGAUGUCGCACAUGCAGAAGAUCGACCGCAAGGUGGCCGAGGUGAUCACACAUCCCAAGUACAAUGCCAGGAACUACGACAACGAUAUAGCCAUCAUCAAGUUGGAUGAGCCGGUGGAGUUCAACGAGAUACUGCAUCCCGUCUGUAUGCCAACGCCGGGCAGAAGUUUCAAGGGGGAACAUGGCAUAGUCACUGGCUGGGGAGCUCUCAAAGUUGGUGGACCCACAUCAGAUACUCUUCAGGAGGUACAAGUUCCCAUUUUAUCGCAAGAUGAGUGCCGAAAGAGUCGCUAUGGAAACAAGAUCACUGAUAACAUGUUGUGUGGGGGAUACGAUGAGGGUGGCAAAGAUUCCUGCCAGGGCGACAGUGGAGGUCCUCUGCACAUCGUGGCCAGUGGAACGCGAGAGCAUCAAAUAGCCGGCGUGGUUUCGUGGGGCGAGGGCUGUGCCAAGGCAGGUUAUCCUGGUGUCUAUGCCAGAGUCAAUCGCUAUGGAACCUGGAUCAAGAACCUCACCAAACAGGCUUGCCUCUGCCAGCAGGAGACCAAGAAGAUCAAGUAG
Messenger RNA from Drosophila subpulchrella, 1140 nucleotides. RefSeq names its product trypsin-1. The transcript has 2 exons. Gene Ontology annotation, biological process: proteolysis. Gene Ontology annotation, molecular function: serine-type endopeptidase activity. The coding region runs from base 1 to 1140 and encodes 379 amino acids. Lineage: Eukaryota; Metazoa; Arthropoda; Insecta; Diptera; Drosophilidae. The record is from RefSeq and is a predicted model, not a curated record.